AUGGCUGCGUCCAUGCCGUCGCUGCCCUUUCCUUUCGGUCCUCAGAUCCCUCUGACUCCACCUCCUGAUUACCAGUCAUUUUCACUCCCCGGGGGACCGACACCACUCUCACCAACUCUGCUCAAAUCUUUUACGCGGGAAACGUACGGACAUGGCAACGGCCUUCUCGGCAACAGUCUCAGCGGUGGACCCGGCGGCCUUGCCGGCAGCCUCAAGGGCGUAGGCCCUCAAAGCGGGAUAACGGCGAGCCAGCGGCCGAUGCCGGGUACCGUGAACGCCGGUAUGAAUGGAGGACCAAAGCACGCAUUUCCACCACCGGUCCCACCACUACCGUCACUAGUACAGCAGCAACAGAGCGGUCAGCAAGGGAGUAUCAAGGUGGAACAAACAACGGCACCAUCUUCAACGGUAAAGACAACAACUGCCUCUCCAUCGACAACGGCAGCACGUCGUCGGGCCACGCCGGGAGCCAAGACGACAGGGACGGCUUCCACAAGACCAACAGCAGAAGCAGUAGCAGCGACGUCGUCCGAGGGUGGGACCCUGUCGCCGUCCGACCCGCGCUACCUGGCCAUCGCAUCCCGUAUCGCCGCCUACUACCACCAACGGUGCCAGGCCGUCGCCAACCUCCAGCAGCAGCGGUACCUGGCGUGGGCCAGCAUGCAGCGCCAAAAGAGCCAAGAGAUGACGCAGGCAGCCAUGCUGGUGGUCGCCUGGUACAUCCGCGACCGCAUCCAGCGGCGGCGGCGGCGGAAAAAGCGGCAGUUCCGUCGGGGCCUGGCAGUCAAGGCAGCAGGCGAGGACAACAAAGUCAGAGUCGUAGAGGGUGGCGGCCGUAGAGCACGCCGCUCGAGUGCUGCUGUUCGCACCGGACGCCCUGUGACCAAGGGCGAGGCCGUCCGCAAGUGGGUGCUCCAGGUGCCAGAGUUGGACGACGCUGUAUCGCCCAACACGCCCGGCGCACGCGACCGCCCGGCCGACCCGGACGAGGUCGCCUUUGACAUUGACCGCGACACGCCGUCAGACAACGACACGCGGUUGUACAAUGUGGCCGACAACCUGAUCAAGAGCCAGCUGGCGCGCAUCAACGUGCCCAUGAUGGGCGCCCUGUCGUUUGACGCCAGCGAGAGUGAGAGCGAGAGCGAGAGCGAGAGCGAGAGCGGCGAUGACGAAGAGGCCGAGGGGGACGACGACCUAUACGACGACAGCAAGCCUGUCGGCCUGGGCGCACACAGCGUCGAGGACGAUAGCAUGGUUGACUACGAGGAGCGCGGGGCGCCCAUCGAGGCCGUGGCGGUCGGCGUGGAGGCGAUGAUCAAGGACGCCACGGCCCCAGCGACGGCUGCGCGGGCCGGCCUCGGUGCCGGUGCUGUCCCGCAGCCUGCCAGCAAGCGCGGUCAUUCCGAUGAAAACGACGUCAAGAAUGACAUGGACGACGACGACGACGACUACGACUUUGACGACGACGACGAGUUUGAAGAGGAGGACGACUGCGACGACGGCCAGGACGGCGCGGACCCGCAGGUGUCGGAGCUGAGGCACAACGGCACGGGCGCAGGCGGUGGCAGCAGCGGCCGUCGUCGGGAGACGAGCUCGUUUUUGUAG
This is a messenger RNA of Sporothrix brasiliensis 5110, 1605 nucleotides long. RefSeq lists its product as uncharacterized. The record is from RefSeq and is a predicted model, not a curated record. Bases 1 to 1605 code for a protein of 534 amino acids. The transcript has a single exon. Lineage: Eukaryota; Fungi; Ascomycota; Sordariomycetes; Ophiostomatales; Ophiostomataceae.